AUGGUUGAUAUUUUAGAUAGCUAUUAUAGUUCUUUCGAAGCUGAGGAUUACCAUUUGGGGAACUCGUCCACUCUAAAAAAGGUAACCUUUAAGAAAUGGUCUAAAGGCUCCCAAUACCCUCGCACAGGGGUUAUGAAAAUAUUCUUAAGAUGUCGAGAAGAAUUCCAAAAGGAAGCCCAUUACCUGAUGCGUGCUUCAAAGUGCCAUCAUGGUAUUGUGCAGUUCUAUCAUGAGAUGGUAGUGAAUGGGCAGUAUCACAUUUUUAUGGAGUAUUGCGAAAAAGAUAGUCUAGGAGAUAUCAUUUCAAAUAAGUGCCAAAAUAAAGUCCUAUUAAGCAUAACUCAGCAAUUAAAAUAUUUUGUAACCAUCACAGAAGCACUCGCUGCAUUGCACGAAGCUGGAAUCGCCCAUAGAGAUAUCAAGCCAAAUAAUAUUUUCCUCAACGAAAGCAACGAAAUAAAAAUCGGCGAUUUUGGAGAGUCAAAGGAAAUCCGUUUUGGCGAGCAAAAUACUGUCUUAGGCACUUGCACAUAUAUGUCUCCUUUUUUAGCUAAAUGCUUUGAAAAAAAAAUAUUCAAAAGCAAAUUAAUUGACCCUUUUAAAGAAGAUGUAUGAUCUGCUGGAAAAACUUUAUAUGAAUUCGCUAUUAUGAGCGUAUAUACUAGCUUGCCUAAGUCUGAGGACAAGUUAAAAAAUAGGGUUAGGAGUGAUAUGACAGGAUAUGGAUUUCCUGAUGAAGUAAUAGAAAUCGUUUUAGAUAUGCUGAUAUAUGAUCAUAAAAUUAGACCCAGUAUGGCUGAAAUCUGCGAACGGCUUAAAUCAGCUUAUUUUAGUGAAAUGGCAGCUCAGAAUUUAGAGCAUCAGCCCUUAGAUGAUGCAUAUGCAACAGAUAAUCAAGAUUUUAAAGAAGAGGGGGUGGAUUUGAAUGAUUGAAAACUAACAAAAAAUGGUCAAGAUUUAAAUGAUUUCUCACUUAGUUCUUUUUGUGUGAAAAGCGAAAACCCUGCUCCCAAAUUAUUAGAAAAGCAAGAUGUGAAGAUAGAUAGUACUGAACAAAAUCAACUCAAUGAAUAUAGUAAUUUAAAAUUAUGUCUGAAAAAUGACUCAUUUAUGCAUGGCUGUGGAAAAGAAAUAGAUAGAGACACAUUUAUCUCUUUUAUUAAAGAAGUUCUUCUAAUAGAAACAGAUUAUUCAAAUGUUGCUUGCAGCUUUUGCGGAAAUGCUCUUCCUAAAGAAAUUUUUAGCAGCAAAGCUUGAGAUAUUGAGGAGAUAUAA
Messenger RNA from Blepharisma stoltei, 1275 nucleotides. The record is from the annotation of a GenBank genome assembly. Lineage: Eukaryota; Ciliophora; Heterotrichea; Heterotrichida; Blepharismidae.